Malaya genurostris is the source of this 1568-nucleotide messenger RNA. Its product is annotated as DDB1- and CUL4-associated factor 13. Gene Ontology annotation, molecular function: protein binding. Lineage: Eukaryota; Metazoa; Arthropoda; Insecta; Diptera; Culicidae. Gene Ontology annotation, cellular component: nucleolus; small-subunit processome. The coding region runs from base 118 to 1458 and encodes 446 amino acids. Gene Ontology annotation, biological process: maturation of SSU-rRNA from tricistronic rRNA transcript (SSU-rRNA, 5.8S rRNA, LSU-rRNA). The transcript is spliced from 2 exons. The record is from RefSeq and is a predicted model, not a curated record.
GUAAAAGUGUGAACCAAAGAAAACACUUCCCUUGUGCUUCUAUUUAUCUGCUUUAUUUUAGCAAAUCAUUUUGAUUUGAGUCCAGCUUCCCAUGGUUUUUCAUCUUUUUAAUACAAAAUGAAAGUGAAAGUAAUAUGCCGCAAUCCGGAUAAUUAUAUGCGGGAAACUAAAAAAGAUAUUCAUAAAGUCUUUCGGAACUACGAUGCAGCACUUCACCCGUUCGAAGGAGCACGUGAAUAUGUACGGGCUUUAAAUUCGACUAAACUGGAACGGGUAUUUGCGAAACCAUUCGUCGGAAAUUUAGACGGUCACAAAGAUGGUAUAUCAGCACUGGCAAAACACCCGAAAAGCUUAUGUUAUUUACUAAGUGGCUCAUACGAUGGAGAGGUGAAGUUAUGGGACGUUCCAAAUCGUGAAUGUCUUCAGAGUAUAUUGUGCCACAGUGGCUACGUACGAGGUAUCACCUUCUCUAAUGACGGCUCUAGAUUUUUAACAGUCGGUGAUGAUAAAACCAUUAAAGCCUGGGAUUCGUCAAUGGUAGACAGCGAUGAAAAGGAACAUGAACCUUUGAACACGAUUUUAAGCAAAACUGUCAUCACUUCGAUUUCUCAUAACCACGAAGAAUCCUUUUUCGCGACAUGUGGAGAAAGUUGUCACAUCUGGGACCAGACUCGCAAUUCCCCUAUCAAAACUCUUCAAUGGGGUGUUGACACGCUAUUUGAUAUUAAAUACAACCCGGUAGAAACAUCUCUAUUAGCAGCUUGCUGUAGCGAUCGGGGAAUCAUAUUCUACGAUCAAAGAGAAAUUAAACCAUUGCGAAAGAUUGUCAUGACAUUAAGACCCAAUCAGCUAGCGUGGAACCCGAUGCAGGCAUAUUAUUUUACAGUUGCCAGCGAGGACUACAACUUGUACACAUUUGAUACCCGACGCUUGAAAAAUCCUCUAAAAAUACACAAUGGACAUGUUUCUGCUGUAACAUGCGUCGAUUAUGCACCCACAGGGCGUGAAUUUGUAUCUGGUAGCUAUGAUAAAACAAUUCGUCUUUUUGAUUCUCACAAGGCGAAUAGUCGAGACGUUUAUCAUACCAAACGGAUGCAGCACGUAACGUGUGUCGGCUGGUCCUUAGACAACAAAUACAUUUACUCUGGUUCGGACGAAAUGAAUGUGCGUUUAUGGAAAGCACGAGCUGCUGAGAAAUUGGGUGCACUGCAGCCUCGUGAAAAACAAGCGUUUAAAUAUAACGAAGCUCUCAAGGAAAAAUAUGCGGCCCAUCCACAGAUCCGUCGUAUCGCUCAGCAUAGGCAAGUUCCCAAAGUUGUUUACCAAGAACGUAAGAAACUGCAAAUGGCCAAGGAGAAAAUCAAACGGAAGGAGGAGAACGUACGAAAAAACACAAAGCCUGGCACCGUGCCGUAUGUUGCUGAGACUAAAAAGAAGGUGUUGCGCGAAGAACACUGAUUUUUUGUCAUUUUAUUUUAAAAACAUUUCCGUUGAUUUCUGUGUCAUUACAGUUACAGUUAUACAAAUAAAACUCAUUCGAAAUAAAUUUUGUAUUAUUAAAAAUUAAA